GCCUGAAUUCUGCAGGCGCUCCCUGGGAAACCCAGCCCAGGCCUGCCUUUCUCUUUUGCACCAAGAGCGGCGCGCGCCUGCCCGGGCCUGGGCCGAAGGGGCGGAGCAGGCCCCGGAUGUAGUUCUCCCGCAGGAGCCUCCUCGCCCGCCGCCCCCGCCGCCGCCUUGCUCCUCUUGCCGGUGCCCUUGCGGCCCAGGGAAAAGGGAAGGCCGCCCUGCUGCUUGGAAGCACCCGCCUCCUCCUCCUCCUCCUCCUCCUCCUCCUCCUUGGGUUCAAGCCCCUGAUUGCAGCAUGUCGCUGGUGGCGGAAGCCUUCGUGACCCAGAUCGCCGCAGCAGAGCCUUGGCCUGAGACUGCUGCCUUAUAUCAGCCUUUGAGAGAUGAACAAAUUUUGCUUUCUGAUAAUGCUGCCUGUCUUGCUGUUCAGGCCUUUUUACAAAUGUGCAAUCUGCCAUUCCAGGUGGUUUCUAGGCCAAAUGCAGAAUACAUGUCCCCAUCUGGAAAAGUGCCCUUUAUUCAUGUGGGAAAUCAAGUAGUGUCUGAACUUGGUCCCAUUGUCCAGUUUGUAAAAGCCAAGGGCCAUUCACUUAGUGAUGGGUUGGAUGAAGUCCAAAAAGCUGAGAUGAAAGCCUACAUGGAGUUAGUCAAUAAUAUGCUUUUGACAGCAGAGCUCUAUCUCCAGUGGUGUGACGAUACUACAGUCCAGGAGAUUACGCACCCAAGAUACGGAUUCCCUUAUCCCUGGCCCCUGAACCAUGUCUUGGCCUAUCAGAAGCAAUGGGAAAUCCGUCGUAAAAUGAAAGCCCUUGGCUGGGGCAGCAAAUCACUUGAUCAGGUGCUAGAAGAUGUUGAUCAGUGCUGCCAAGCCCUUUCUCAAAGACUUGGGACACAGCUGUAUUUCUUCAACAAGAGGCCAACUGAAUUAGAUGCCUUGGUAUUUGGCCAUAUCUUCACAAUCCUUACUACCCAGCUGAUCAGUGAUGAACUGUCUGAAAAAGUGAAAAACUACAGCAAUCUCAUUGCAUUUUGCAGAAGAAUAGAGCAGCACUACUUUGAAGGUCUUAAUAGAGAUGGCUCGGCAAGGCUCCCACCUCCAAUACGAAGGAAGAUCCUGAGGAGUUGAAUGCUUUGUGGCAGCAGAAGUUAUGAAAUUGAUGUUUUUGGUUUAGAAGAUACUAGCUGUGGCUUUGACAACUGAGCUUGAUGUACACUUUGUUUCAGACUACCACGCUGUUCUAACCCAGGAGAAUCUGUGCUGAAUUCACGUUCUUAUUUAAAAUGGCAAUAUUAGGGUUUUCAUUGUCAUAGGCUGCAUGGUAUUCUAAUAUUACUUUUUAAGUGUCCUUUCAGAUUGUAACAACAAUAAAAACGUACUAUCCUCUGUCUGGA
Anolis sagrei ordinatus is the source of this 1389-nucleotide messenger RNA. It is a transcript of the gene MTX2, whose product is annotated as metaxin 2. Gene Ontology annotation, biological process: mitochondrion organization. Gene Ontology annotation, cellular component: cytoplasm; SAM complex. NCBI's taxonomy places the organism in Eukaryota, Metazoa, Chordata, Lepidosauria, Squamata, Anolidae. The record is from RefSeq and is a predicted model, not a curated record.